Aspergillus versicolor CBS 583.65 is the source of this 1371-nucleotide messenger RNA. Its product is annotated as putative GPI anchored protein. Bases 1 to 1371 code for a protein of 456 amino acids. The transcript is spliced from 5 exons. NCBI's taxonomy places the organism in Eukaryota, Fungi, Ascomycota, Eurotiomycetes, Eurotiales, Aspergillaceae. The record is from RefSeq and is a predicted model, not a curated record.
AUGUCAAUUAAUCUCAAUCUAAAUUAUUAUUUACCGUUCGUAAUAAUAGAUAUAGCUGAGACUAGUCCCGAUCGGGCGAGCUGUCUCAGCGCAGACUCGAGAUUCCCAGCCAUCGCAUUUCAACCCACCAGCUCGCCGAUGGCUGGAUUUUCUAUCCCUUCGCUGGCCGCGGCACAUAUCGAGAAGCUUAGGCACAUUCCGGCAUCGAUCGACAAAAUGCUAUUUACACCCUUAUUGAUAGGCGCAACCUCAAUCGCUGCCCGGGUAUCAGCAAGCACAGAGACAAACCAGCAAAGCAAUGGCGAAACAGCUCUGUCCACCAAAAAACCCGUAGGCAUACGGAAGAUGAGCAAUGACUCGGGAGAAAAGUUCUUCAUGCACUACUGGCACUUUGAGGGCGACGAAAAUGCUGCAAACACGACAGAAACUCAGGAUAGCACCUCACACACCGAACAAAUUCAACGCAGCUCUAUCCUGCCUCGCGAGUACUAUUUUCAGCCGCCGCUUUUUGAGCGCUCUGUACCUCUCGCUCCAAGGGACUUUCAGUGUCCAGCGGGGACGAAAGCAUGUACGUCCAUUGACCGAUCGGAUAUCUGCUGCGGUACGGACGAGACGUGUGUGCAGGUUGAGGAUACCGGGUCUGGGGACGUGGGCUGUUGUCCGGCUGGGCAGGACUGUUCGGGGACAAUUGGGUCUUGCUGGGAGGGAUACACUACCUGUCCGUCUUCUCUUGGAGGGGGGUGCUGCUUCCCUGGCUACGAGUGUGUCGAUGGGGGCUGUAAGUACCUAAACUAUUCUACAAGAAAGGGUCGGUCUAACAUAAACACCAGGCUCUCAUGUGGUCACUGUCACACUAACCUUUUCCUCGACGACACUGACGACUACCUCGACAGAGACGGUUCGCCCGACGAGCACCCCAGAGCCCACUACCACAAGCAGCACAUCGUCAACGGGAGAUUUGUCUCCGCCCGAUCGACCUACAAGUUCAACUACAAGCACAAGCUCCGAAACAGAAACCGAACCGUCCUGUCCAACCGGCUUCUACGCGUGCUCCGCAGUCUACCACGGCGGGUGUUGCCAGACGGGUCGAGACUGCGACACCACCUCGUGCCCGGCUCUAUCAUCCACGACAAUUACGACAGUGAAGAGAGCGGCCCGAAGGAGUGUGCGAGUGGCUGGUUUAGCUGCGCAGACACUGUCGGCGGCGGAUGCUGCCCAACUGGAUAUGCGUGUGGAUCGAGCUGUACGGCAGUGCCGGCUGGGUCGACGACGGGGACGGUGGACAAAGUGGCGCCGACGGUCGAGUCGAAGGCUGGAGUUGUGAAGAUGAACUGGGGUUCGUGGGCUGUAUUGACUGUGAUGAUGCUAUGA